CAGGGCUGUGGACUCGUCGCUGCAGGGCCUCGGUUCCCCAUCGCUCAGGACCGAGAGCUGGCAGCCGCCGCUGCCCCAAUGGACCAACGCGCAGAUCUCGGAGCACUACAGCACCUGCAUCAAGCUCUCCACCGAGAAUAAAAUCACCACCAAGAACGCCUUUGGGCUGCACCUGAUCGAUUACAUGACCGACAUCCUGAAGCAGAAGAACUCGGAGCUCACCAACUUCCAGGUGGCAGCCGGGACUCUGGACGCCAGCGCCAAGAUCUACGCCAUGCGCGUGGAUUCCGUGCACGCCGACGCCUUCAGGGUCCUGGGCCACCUGGGCAAGGAGCCGCCCCCUGCCCGGGACUCAGACAGCCCCCAGGAAGACUCCAGCCCAGCUCCUGAGGCUGCCAAGAAGGCUCAGCCAAAGAAGAAGCAAAGCUUCAAAACCAUCGAGCAGAACCUGAGCAACAUCAACGUGCCCGAGGGCAGCCAGCGGCCUGAGGUGGAUCCCAUGUUCCAGCGCGCAGUCGCCUCCUUUGACGAGUGCAACACCGCCGGCAUUUUCCUGACGGGGCUGCGCUCCCAGGGCUUCCAGAGCCGCCUCCUCUUCCCCUCUGAAAUCGUCCCCCUGCCCUCCUCGGAGAGCCUGGCCCUGCCCAGCUCCCAUCCCGUCACCGUGCCAGCCCUGAAAGCCCUGCUGACCCCGUGCCUGGAAAAACGCCGGAUCUGCUCCUCCCUGGCCGGAUUCCAGUUCACCAAGUGGGAUGAGGAGUCCCACAACGAGUCGGUGUCGGCGCUCCUGGAGAAGUUCCGGAAGAGCGAGCACGCCUUCGAUCCCAACCUGGAUCCCGACAGCGAGGAGGGCGAGGCCUGGGCCCCCUCCCAGCCCGAAUUCCAGCCCGAAUCCCCGGCCGGGAAUGGGAACCACCCGGAAUUCCAGGCCAACGGAGACUCCCUGGGCCACAGCAAGAGGAGCACCGGAGCUGCCCUGGGAGAGGGGGACAUCGGCACGAUGAGCCUGCACGUGUCCCUGAAUCCCGGGGAAUAUUCCUACUUCAGCCCCCGCGUGCUCUCCAUGUGGGCCGGCCCCGAGCACUGGCGCUUCCGGCCCCGCCAGCCCCCAGCCCCAGGCCUGGAGAAGGAUUCCCGGCAGAGGAUUCCCAGGAAGGUUUUCGAGCUGGAUUUCGAGGAGGACAUCGACUUCCAGGCCUAUUUUCAGAAGACCAAGGCAUCCACAACUUUGGCCAAAUCCAUCCUGGAGAGCCAGAACAGCCGGAGCACCACGCUCCCCGCAGACUUCAACUACGACCCCGAGAACCUGGGGCAGCUCUUCCUCAAGCCCCACAUCAAGCUCAGCCCGAGCUCGGAUCCAGCGGGAGCCUUGGACAGCGAGGCUGGGGUUGAGGAUUACGACUACAACAACGCCAACGACACCUCCAACUUCUGCCCUGCCCUGCAGGUUCCUGACAGCGACGACGAUCCCGAUCCCGCGGAAUUCCCGGGCCAGGCGGGGCUGCUCCCGCUCCCAGCUCAUCCCGAGGCUCCGGAGCACUCCGGGAUCAACGGCAGGAACGGCCCCGGCUGCGGGGAGCUGGAGCUGAUUGCUGAGCCCCCCAAGGUCCAUAAGAUCCCCAUCCAGUACGCCAGGACAGCCAAGAGGAUGGACAUGAGGAGGCUGAAGAGGAACAUGUGGGAGCUGCUGACGGAGCAGGGAGAGGAGGAGGAGGAGGCCGGGGAAGGGACGGAUGUGAAGGUGGCCGGAGAGAAAAGCCUGAGUGACCUCAUCAAGGAUCUGUGGCACAGGCUCCCUCCUGCCAUGGCCUCUGACCUGUCGGUGCCCUUGGCCUUCGUGUCCCUCCUGCACCUGGCCAACGAGAAGAAUCUGAAGCUGGAGAGCACCGAGGACCUGGCAGAUAUCCUGGUGAGAGGAGGGGACUGACCCUGAUCCAGCUGGGAAUGCUGAGAAACCCCAAAAUCCCAAAUCCCUGGGAAGGCUGGGAUUCAGGGAUGUCCUGGCUGGACAGAUCCCAACCAGGAUCCAGCAGCUUUUCCCUGGCAUUGGAAAUUCCUGCACUUCACUGUGAACCCAGGCUGCUCUGUGUCCCAAAAUUUCCUCUCUGUGUCCCAAAAUUUCCUCUCUGUAUCCCAAAAUUUCCUGUCUGUCCCAAAAUUCUGUCUGUCUGUCCCAGAAUUCCCUCCCUGUUUCCUUCCCAGUCUGUAAUUCCCAGUUUUUGGACUGACUGUUACUCCUGGCCCUGUUCCCUCCAUUCCCUGGGAUUAUUCCCUUUUUUUUAACUGUUUUCAAGGUUAAUAAAUUUUGCACACUUUGGA
Molecule: messenger RNA, 2319 nt
Organism: Agelaius phoeniceus (red-winged blackbird)
Lineage: Eukaryota; Metazoa; Chordata; Aves; Passeriformes; Icteridae
Gene: NCAPH
Product: non-SMC condensin I complex subunit H
Biological process (GO): mitotic chromosome condensation
Cellular component (GO): condensin complex
Molecular function (GO): chromatin binding
Source: RefSeq, a predicted model, not a curated record